Molecule: messenger RNA, 507 nt
Organism: Diplodia corticola
Lineage: Eukaryota; Fungi; Ascomycota; Dothideomycetes; Botryosphaeriales; Botryosphaeriaceae
Exons: 2
Coding region: 1-507 (168 amino acids)
Source: RefSeq, a predicted model, not a curated record
AUGCGUGCCUCUACCUUCUUCGCCGCCGCCGCCACCCUGGCCACCGCCGUCUCUGCCGCCGCGGUCCCUACCUUCGCUAAGCGCUACAACGUCACCGAGGCCUGGGGCGAGUGGCAGGUCACCAACUUCACCGCCAGCAGCCACCCCUCCAACGCCAACGUCGACUUCCAGAUCUGGUGGAACCAGGGCUACUCCGGCCCCGCCAAGUGCAGCGUCAACGGCCUCACCGUCGGCGGCGACGGCGUCUGGUACGACUGCGAGUCCGACGCCUCUCCCUUCCGCUUCAGCCUCAACCAGGACUGGAACCAGCUUUCCCUGUCCCAGAACCUGUACCAGACCGGCUCCAUCGUCCACCUCAACGGCACCGCUCCCUUCGACAUCAAGUGGGGCUCCAGCAUCGCUGGCUCCGAGGCCACCGCCGACCCCUUCUACGUCCCCGUCCUCUCCGUGUCGAGCACUCUGCCCAACGGCACCACCACCGCUCCCGUCUUCUCCUCCAGGAAGUAA